Molecule: messenger RNA, 2569 nt
Organism: Eufriesea mexicana
Lineage: Eukaryota; Metazoa; Arthropoda; Insecta; Hymenoptera; Apidae
Product: GPI ethanolamine phosphate transferase 1
Exons: 8
Coding region: 20-2569 (849 amino acids)
Biological process (GO): GPI anchor biosynthetic process
Cellular component (GO): endoplasmic reticulum membrane
Molecular function (GO): mannose-ethanolamine phosphotransferase activity
Source: RefSeq, a predicted model, not a curated record
UUAACUAUUAAGUGGGAAAAUGUAUAAUAAAAAGCUUAAUAUAAUUAAUAAUACUUAUCCAUUUAUAAUUUUGGGUCUGACAAUGCAUUUAGUAUUGUUAUGGGGUAUAUUGGACAUAAAUUUUCAUUCUCCUAUUAUUCAAGAACUUCCAAAUGUACCAAUUUUAAAAAAUGCACCAGCAAAAAGAUUGGUAUUGUUUAUAGCAGAUGGCUUAAGAUUCAGAACUUUCAUUGAAGCACCACCAAAAUUUCUGAAAUACAUAAUGACAAGUAAAGGUGCUUGGGGUAUAUCUCAUACACGAAUGCCUACAGAAUCUAGACCAGGCAUUGUUGCAAUUUGUGCAGGAUUAUAUGAAGACCCCAGUGCUAUAUUUAAGGGAUGGAAAGAAAAUCCUGUUGAUUUUGACUCUAUUUUUAAUCAGAGUCAUCUUUCAUGGGCAUGGGGAAGUCCUGACAUUAUAUCUAUGUUUAUAAAAGGUGCAAAAGAAAAUAUACAUGGUGAUAGCUAUCCUUCUGAAUGGCAAAAUUUUGAUAUAAUGUAUGGACAAAUUUGGCGUUUAGACUCUUGGGUAUUUGACAAAUAUAUUAAUUGGCUUAGGGAAGAUGCUUAUAAAAUUAAAAAUGUUGAACGUGUUAUUUUAUUUCUACAUCUUCUUGGUUGUGAUACUACAGGCCACACAGCAAAACCUUAUUCUAGAGAAUAUGUUGAUAACAUGAAUUAUGUUGAUCGGAAAAUAGAAGAAGUUGUACAAAUGACAGAAAAUUUUUUUGGAGAUAAUGGUACUGCAUACAUUUUCACAGCUGAUCAUGGAAUGACUGAUUGGGGAUCACAUGGAAGUGGUUCUGCAGAUGAAACAGAAACACCAUUAAUUAUUUGGGGUGCAGGAAUCAAUAUAUUUAAUUUUCGUCAAAACAUAGAACAAGUUGAUAUCACACCACUAAUUUCGACUUUAAUUGGUGCUCCAAUUCCGAUUAAUAACGAAGGUGUUUUACCAUGGCAGUAUUUAAAUGCUACUAAUCCUGAAUACAUAAAUUAUGCUUUGUUAAAUAACUUAAAACAGUUAACAUAUCAAGUAAAAGCAAAUCGUAAAAUGAACUGUGAAGACAAUGAAUUUGCAGAUUGGAGAGAGAUAGAAUUAGAUAAUAAGAUUUAUAAUUUAGAUAAAGAUUUUGAAAUACAAGAUGCAAAUGAAAAAUUGAAAGGAAUAGUUAGUACAAUUAAACUAGCUAAAAAGUUUUUGUUAUAUUUUCGACAGUUCCGAAGAACACGAUUUUUAUUAUACCUCUCUAUGAUAUGGUUAGGAUGGAUAAUAUGUUUAUUUUUUAAAAUAACUGGAAUUCACCGACCUAUUAUUAAUUCCUUUAUUUUAUUAAUAAUAGAUAUUGUAUUUUUAAUUCUAGUAAUUACAUUGUUUAUUAUGCAUAAAGGUUGUAACAAUUGGAGAUUACCCUUUUAUGCAUUCUUAGCUAUAAUCUCUACUUGGCUAGCUAUUCGGAGUGCAAUUAUAUAUAAAGUAAAACUAAAAAUCAAUAAUAAUAAAUAUUAUUGGACAAUAACUGCAGAAAUAAUUUUUUUACUGGCAAUAAUGUUCAUUGGAUUAACAUAUAGAUUUAUUCUUAGUAUAGGAAUGUUAUGCAUUAUUCUUGUUCAAAAAAUAGUAUUAAAAAAGACUCGAAAUUUAUUUUUUUGGUCAGCUUUAUUACUGGCUAUUUUUCCAUUACUGCCUGUUGUAGAACCACAUCCUCGAAUUUAUGUCGUGUUUUCUAGCAUAUUUGUUGUAAUUAUUAUAGUUACAUUACAAAUGCAAUCAAAUUACAGAAAAGCAGUUGAAAUUUUUCGAUUAAUAGUUACAGGAUUGGUAUACUUAGAAUUUUUAGAUGGCCGAAAUUGGAUAUCAUGGACAAUUUUAUUAACAGCACCAUUAUAUAUCUUCACUUAUUCUACACAAUUAAGGAAAAGAAUGCAAGGAAUCAUGUUGGGACUUUUCUGUCCACUUGUUUUGUUAUCAGCAUCUUAUGAACCUUUUUUUUUUAUAAUUCUUGCAUUACAUUUGUCUUCUUGGCCACAGUUUUAUAUAUCACCUACUCAAAAUUAUCAAAGUAGUAAAAAUCCUUUGACGAUGGAAGAAUUGUUUGAAGCAGCAAUCUUUAUGUUAUAUACAUUACUAUGUUUCUUUGGAACUGGUAAUAUGGCAAGUAUCAGUUCGUUUGACCCUUCUUGGACUCGUCAUUUCGUGACAGUUUUUUCACCGUUUACGAUGUUUCUAUUAAUAAUUCUAAAAAUAAGCAUACCUUUAAUGCUAAUUGGAUGUACAAGUCAUACACUUGGAUCUUCAAACAUAUUUUUAGGAGUGCUUUUAUUAGGAGAUUGUUUAUCAUUACCCCUUAUGUAUAAUGUUACUCCUCAAGGAAGUUGGCUUGAUAUUGGUAGUGCUAUAAGUAGAUUUACAAUUGCGAUUUCUCUACCAUGCCUUAUAGUAGUAUUACAUUACCUUUCAUUUCCUUUAAUAACAUUUUUCCCAAAUAAAUUUAAAUUUUAUAUUAAUUUAAAGAAGAAUCAUAUUGUAUAA